AAUAUAACGGACAUUCGCGUAUUAUUUGGAUCUUUUAAUGAAGUUAGUUAUGUUGAAUUACACGUAGAGUACAGUUGAACAUAAACUGUCAUACAAAUAUAGACAUCGUUAUAUGAGGGAUUCACCGCUAGAGGCCGCCAGUGUCCACAUUACGAACACCUCGGGAGUCUCCAUGGAAACAUCACCUGCUAAAACAAUGGCUCAGAAGUCGGUUAUUAGAGCUAUUCGAGGAAAUGCCAAGUCUUUUGAUUUAUCUGGUAAAGCGAUCACCAGCGUGCCAACAUUGAUUUCGGAAAUUCAAAAUCUGUGUGUCCUACGUCUACAGAAUAACUUGAUUAGAGCCCUGCCCGAAGAGCUGACGUCCCUAUAUAAUCUGACUGAACUCCAUUUGAGUAACAAUGCCUUCGGAGAGAUCCCGUCGGUUUUGGGCCACAUUAAGUGGUUGAAGAAGCUGUAUCUGUCCGGUAACCGAAUCACGGCCCUGUCGCCACUAGUCUGUGCUGGUUUGGGAAAUCUUGUUGUCCUCAAUCUGAACCACAACAAGAUUCAACAUCUUCCGCCUGAGAUUAAAAGUUUGGCUAAACUUGAGCGUCUCACCAUGACUGACAACAAACUGGAAGCUCUUCCUCCAGAGUUUGGACAGCUCUCUAACCUGAUCCAACUGAACCUGAGCAGAAACCACUUGUCCUGGCUCCCUGGGGAGCUGUACAGCUGCAGAGAGCUCACUAGGUUGUAUGUGGCCAGAAACCGAAUAAAGGUUCUUCCAGAGGGUAUCAGGGCAUUAGCAAAGCUGAAGACUCUAGACGUUGCUGGAAAUAAACUGUCCAUGUUCCCUGUUGAGUUUCAUAUGCUGCCACUGCAAGAACUUUAUUGUGAAGGGAACCAAUUUGUCCAGCAACUACCAAUAACUUCUGUGCAGGUUAAAACCGUUUUUUCACUAAAGGAGCUGGCCGCUAGAUUGGUGCUGUUGGAGGACAGAAACAAGCAUUCUAAGGUCCAUAGGGCCCUUCCUCUCUACCCCUACCUGGAGGCUAUAUUAGCUGGCUGGGGCCACUGCCCUCUCUGUCUGGGCCCAAUCCUCAACUUCUGGUUAGAGUGUGUGCACUUUCUCCGUGUAAAAAAGGGCAUGAAAAUGAGUUUGCGGACCGUUCCGGUGAGAGCUGUACUAUGUUCAUACGAGUGCUUCAACAGGGAAGGCCACUCCUACUAUGGCGUCUCUUUGCAUAGUGAUGAGAACUUAUGCCAACCUAUGCAAAGAUGGUCACUAGAGGGCAGUAGAUAACCACCGCAGCGCGUCAGAAAACAACAUAGAAUGUAUAUGAGCAAUAAUACAGCAUGUACAACACAAAUUGGUCACCUAAUAUCAGUUUUUAGUUUUGUAUACUUGCCUUUUUAUUUGGGCAAUGACUAUUUUUUUAAAAAUAAAUCAAUAAUUAGAAAUGAAAA
This is a messenger RNA of Gadus morhua (Atlantic cod), 1446 nucleotides long. It is a transcript of the gene lrrc69, whose product is annotated as leucine rich repeat containing 69. Gene Ontology annotation, molecular function: protein binding. Gene Ontology annotation, cellular component: cytoplasm. NCBI's taxonomy places the organism in Eukaryota, Metazoa, Chordata, Actinopteri, Gadiformes, Gadidae. The transcript is spliced from 9 exons. Bases 113 to 1282 code for a protein of 389 amino acids. The record is from RefSeq and is a predicted model, not a curated record.